Messenger RNA from Spodoptera exigua (beet armyworm), 1340 nucleotides. The record is from the annotation of a GenBank genome assembly. Lineage: Eukaryota; Metazoa; Arthropoda; Insecta; Lepidoptera; Noctuidae.
AUGCACGGGCUACGAGUGGACGAACAAAAGCUUCGCGACAUUCUAUCACAGUAUGGAGAAAUAAUCUCGCUGCGAGUGCGGAAGGGGAUCAAAGCUUUCGGAGGUUCCAUCUGCUAUUGUCAGUAUAAGACCCCAGAAGCGGUGGACGAAGCUGUAAAACACGAUAGGAUCCCCCUGGACGGGCGACCGAUGUUUUUAUCACGGUACUCAGCCAAGAAGUCCAAACCCACGUUCAAAUACUCAACGGAGGAGGAAAAGAACAAAUUGUUUGUGAAGAACUUACCGUUCGCGCAUUGCACUAAGGACGCGCUUGCCGAGGUCUUUGAUAAGUAUGGCAAGCUCAAGGAUGUAAGGGUAGUGACGCACAAAGACGGCAAGCCAAAAGGUCUAGCAUACAUUGAGUACGAGGACGAGGCAGCGGCCGCGGAAGCUGUGUCCAAGGUCCACGGUAUGAUGCUGGGAGACAGGAAGCUGGAUGUGGCCUUCAGCGCGCCACCACCACGGCAGUCCGGCUCCGGGGCCAGCGACGCGCCGGCACUGGGACAAGCGAAGCGGGAUGCUGGAGGUGGCAUGCGACGAACGCAGCUCAGCAGUUUCAUCCCGAGCGUGCUACAGAAAGCCGUAGCCAGUACAUCCGCAGCAGCGCAACCUUCCACCAGCAGUGCCAGCUCAAACGGUAACCAUAGCAACGGGGACGAGAAACGACCACUCAGCAACAGCGACUUCAGAAGCAUGCUACUCAAAAAGCAAUAAAAUUACAAGUUAGUCUUUGUAAAUAAUGUCGAAAGUCGCGUGUAUCGAUAUAUAGUGUACCGAGUUUACGGAACUCUACCUUUGAUCGGAAGUUUCAUACAAUAUUCGGCCUUUUGUUUCGUAUUUAAGAUUACUUAAAUAACAGAGUUGAUUUCUUUAUCUUAUUACCCCAUAAAUGCUUAUCUCAUUGUUAUACACAGUUUCUCUGUCACUCCCUUAGUUUUUUUUAUAAGCAAGAAAGAGACGGGUAUACAAUAAGUCGAGUUUAGUAUCUCUAUUGACUCUCAACCAAAAUGUAAUCUUUACAUUGGGUAUAGAACUUUAUUGCAAAACUGUAGAGUUGAAAUUAUAUUUGACGGAUUAAGGUUGCUUGAUGCGCCUUGAAGGUGUAUGCUAUUUGACUGAAUACCCCAGUGUUUGGCCAGUACGUUAAUUAAAAGACUAGGGUAUAUUUACCUUACUUCAGUACAUAAUAGUAUGUUUAAUAUAUAAAUUUUAUAUGUAUAAUAUAUGAGUGAAUUAUUCAAAUAUGGUUGGUCGUAUUCGUUUUCUAAAAAUUAAUUGUCUAUAUAUUUACUAUGAUAAUC